Oryza sativa Japonica Group (Japanese rice) is the source of this 408-nucleotide messenger RNA. The record is from RefSeq and is a predicted model, not a curated record. NCBI's taxonomy places the organism in Eukaryota, Viridiplantae, Streptophyta, Magnoliopsida, Poales, Poaceae.
AUGGCAAGAGCAACAAUUGGGGCUGCUAUUCUUGUCUGUGUGGUGAUUUUAGCGCUGGAUGUUACUGCUGGCAUACUAGGACUUCAGGCUCAGAUUGCUCAAAACAAGGUUAAAACGGUGAGGAUGUUGUUCAUCGAAUGUGAGCAAUCAUCCUCCAAAAUGGAGUUCAUCCGGGCUUCCAUCAAGAGGAAGCUGGCAGCGACUCUGAUAGUCCUCUCCUGGCUUGCUCUUAUUGCCGGAUUCUCGCUGCUGCUCGCCGGUGCCAUGCGCAACUCCAACCCCCGGAGAAAUUGCAGCUUUGCGCAAGGCCAUACCCUGGAUCUCGGAGGGAUCCUGUGCUUCGUCCAUGCCGGGGUCACCGUCGCCUACUACGUCACCGCCAACGCUGCAGCAUACGAACUUCCUUAG